Marmota flaviventris (yellow-bellied marmot) is the source of this 2047-nucleotide messenger RNA. RefSeq names its product E2F transcription factor 2 (gene E2f2). NCBI's taxonomy places the organism in Eukaryota, Metazoa, Chordata, Mammalia, Rodentia, Sciuridae. Gene Ontology annotation, molecular function: RNA polymerase II cis-regulatory region sequence-specific DNA binding; protein dimerization activity; DNA-binding transcription factor activity, RNA polymerase II-specific. Gene Ontology annotation, biological process: regulation of transcription by RNA polymerase II. The record is from RefSeq and is a predicted model, not a curated record. Gene Ontology annotation, cellular component: RNA polymerase II transcription regulator complex.
GCUGUGUGAGCCGCUGCGGGCUCCAGAGCCCCCAGGUGCCCGCGGGCGCGCCAGGGCCAUUGGGUAGGGGGCGCCGCACUCGCCAUGCUGCGCGGGCCCCGGGCCCUGGCUCCGGCCGCUGCGCAGCCCGCAAAGGGGGUGCCCUCUUUGAGCCCCACGGAGCUGUGGCCGCCCGGCCUCAGCAGCCCCCAACUCUGCCGGGCCACCACCACCUACCACACCUCGCUGUACCCGCAGACGGUGCCUCCUGCCGCGGCACCUAGCACCUGCCUCGACGCCACUCCCCACGGACCCGAGGGCCAAGUUGUGCGAUGCGUGCCGGCAGGCCGGCUGCCGGCCAAAAGGAAGCUGGACCUGGAGGGAAUCGGGAGGCCAGUGGUUCCGGAAUUCCGGACUCCCAAGGGGAAGUGCAUUCGAGUGGAUGGCCUCCCCAGCCCCAAAACCCCCAAGUCCCCCGGGGAGAAGACUCGGUAUGACACAUCGCUGGGGCUUCUCACGAAGAAGUUCAUUUACCUCCUGAGCGAGUCUGAGGAUGGGGUCCUGGACCUGAACUGGGCUGCUGAGGUGCUGGAUGUGCAGAAGCGGCGCAUCUACGACAUCACCAACGUGCUGGAGGGCAUCCAGCUCAUCCGCAAGAAGGCCAAGAACAACAUCCAGUGGGUAGGCAGGGGACUGUUUGAAGACCCCACUCGACCUGCGAAGCAGCAGCAGCUUGGGCAGGAGCUGAAGGAGCUGAUGAGCAAGGAGCAGGCGUUGGACCAGCUCAUCCAGAGCUGCUCCCAGAGCUUCAAGCACCUGACCGAGGAUAAAGCCAACAAGAGACUGGCCUAUGUGACCUACCAGGACAUCCGCGCCAUGGGCAACUUUAAGGAACAGACGGUGAUCGCUGUCAAAGCCCCUCCACAGACGCGGCUGGAGGUGCCCGACAAGGCUGAGGAGAACCUGCAGAUAUAUCUGAAGAGCACCCAAGGGCCCAUUGAAGUCUACCUGUGCCCGGAGGAGGUGCAGGAGCCGGAGAGUCCUGCCAAGGAGCCCCUCCCCUGCACCUCCGCCCUCAGCCCCAGCCCUGACUGUGCCCAGCCCAGCAGCAGCACUGACCCUGCCAUCUUGGAGCUUGAGCCAUCCUCAGAACCAGCGCUGACUCCACCACAGGUGCCACUGCCACCGUCACCAUCCCUUGUCCCCUUGGAGGCCACCGACAGCAUGCUGGAGCUGUCGCACCCACUUCUGCAGCAGACCGAGGACCAGCUCCUGUCCCCGACCCUGGCGUGCAGCCCCCUGAUCAACUUCUCUCCGCCCCUGGACCAGGAUGACUACCUGUGGGGCUUGGAUGGGGGGGAGGGCAUCAGCGAUCUCUUCGACUCCUACGACCUUGGUGACCUGUUGAUUAAUUGAGGGGCCGCAGCAGCCCACCCCCAUCUCUACCUCCUUGCAGACAGACUGACAGGUCCUCUGCCUGCACAGGGACAUUGGACACAAGGUGCCACCCUCAGGGCAUGAGAGUCUCCUCUCCUUUCUGACCUCCCUGCCAGCAGAAGCUGUCUGGGGACAGGUGGAGGGUGUGGGGGAGGGGCACAUGAGGGGUUGGGUCGUGUCCUUCCUCUCUGACCUCUGACCUCUCACGUGAAGGACCACAGGUGCAGGUUAUUAGGUUCAGGGAAAGGCCCCGCCACCUCCUUUUGGGGGGUCAUUAGGACCCUUGAUUUUCCAAGAAGCACUUAAUGCCCUUGUAUUUAUUUCAGGUUAAGUUGUGUUUAUCAUUCUUCCUGAGUUUUAGCAGGGAGAUUGUUUUAGUUUCUGGCAAGGCUUCUCCUCAGAUAGGUCCAUUCCCGCCCACUGUCCAAGGGCAGGCCUUCCAGGGGCCCAGACCAAUUCCCGGGUGUCCCCACAGUGGUGGACACUGGUCUCUGAGGAGUUGUCCAGUUUACCAGAAAUCUCAUUGCACUUAGGCCUCAUGAUUAUCACAAGUGCCAGGCCCUUGACCUCUCCAGCCGAGGUGUCAGCCUGGGACUCCUGGUCUUCAUCUCACAGAAGGUUCCAGCGGCCA